AUGAAAAAUUCAGAACAAGAAUUUGAUAGAUUUUGGAAUCUGAUUAUUUUUUAUUUUUACGAAAAUACUGGAACUGGAAAGACAAAUGAUUAUGAUGGUGAAGAGAUUAUUUUGUUAGAUAAAUACCAUAAGAAAAUUGAAUGGAAAGAUUUAAUGAAUUUAAUGAAUGAUAGUAAAUAUAUGGUAGAAACAGAAGAAGGAGAAUUUGUACCGUUUCCUACGAAAUAUAUUUUUAUAACUAAUAGAAAGUCUCUAGAAGAAGCCUAUGAAUUAGAUGCAGGUGAUAGUGAUAGAUUUGAUAAAUUCGAAAAUCAUAUAAAAUAUGAUAAUAGAGAAUAUGAAAAUGAAGAAAUUAUUGAUAUAGGAGAAAAAUAUGUCAAAAAUAUUAAAGACGAAUAUCCUAGAUGUAAAGAAUUAUAUAAAUAUAAAGAAGAUAAAAUUAUUCUUUCUAUUAGAAAUUCUAGUACAACUACUUCAAGAAAACCUAGUACUUCUAUGAAUAGAAAUAGUGGUACAAUUACUUCAAGAAAACCUAAUAAAUGUGAUAUUAAAUAUAGAUCAUUAUGGUCAGAUAGUGAAGAAAUACAAACUGCUAAAUUUAGUUAUGAUUCUGAGAAUAAAUGUAUGGUUGUCGGUGAUACAUUUGAGUAUAUAGUUGGAUUAUAUUUGAAAAGAAAUGGAUUAAAUCCAAAAAUAAUCAAAAAUUAUUUAAUUAUUGAAGGCUUGGAAAUUAUUAAUACAGGAAAAUAUAGUAUAUUUGGUGAUGAUGGAAUAGAUAUUUGGUGUAGAUGGGAAGGUAUACCUUUAUUGGUACAAUGUAAAUUUCGAUCUGUUUGUGAAUUUUGUAAGACUAAAAAAAGAAAAUGUAGUUAUGGAUAUUGGAAAAAAGAUAUGAUUAAAGAUGUAAAAAAAUUUGAUGAUAAAUUAUCAGAAUAUAAAGUAGAUGUAUUUGGUAUAUUUGUGAUUAGUGAAGAUAUAUUAAUAUAUGAAGAAGUUAAUAAUAUGAGAUUUAAGAAUGUUAUGAAAGUUGUUAAUUUUUCUAAUGAAUUAAAUUAUGAAAUUGAUAUAUUGGAAUUAGAAGUUGCUUAUAGGAGUAUAGAAGCAACGAUCACUGAUAAAAUAAUAUUGAGUACAGAUUUUUAUUUCAAGAAUUUAGAAAAAAUACUUUAUUAUCUUAGACAAGCGUAUAAUAUUACAAGUUUAAAUGAUAUUUUGUCCAGUCACAUUGCUUUCACCACUGAAAUGUCGAGGCUUGAUUAUUUUGCAGAGAAAUCUACUUGGAAUUUACUAGACUUUCUAGAAUGGGGUGCAGCCAAUUUCAAAAAAGAUUUUGGAAGUAAAGAUGAAGAACACCUUACUUAUAAAAUAAAUCUGGAAACCAUUAAGAAUAAACCAGAAAUAUUGUUAUUUCGCGACAGUUUUACGGUUAGAAAAUUAGCAACAGAAGCGUUAGAAAAUUUUAAGGUCAAGAAACUUUAUUUCAGUAUUUUCAUUAUGUGCUAUCAUGAAGGGUGUGUCAAUCAAAGUGCUAGGAUGCGUCUGAAAGUCCAACGGAUGAGUCUUGCGGGUUGCACCUGUGAGACAAUAGCCCUUCGUGAUUUUCCUUUAUUAUUAAUUUUGCCAGAAGAAGAAGUUAAAUCGAUUGAAAUUAAAACUUUCUGGGAAAAUUGUCCUACAUUUAUGAUUUCACUGACAAAGGUGAUAAAUUUAACUUCUACAAGGAUGGUGUCUCGGGUUUCAGAGCUCCAUGAUGAUUUAAGCAAUGCUAUUUAUACAGAAACGCGAGAUCAAAUAUCUUCAUUUCCGAAAAGGAAAAAAACCGAUUCGUUGCAAAAUAAUGGAAAGAAGCUCCAUCUUGACAAAACAGAAAAUAGCCAUAUUAUGAAAGAAAUGGGAAAUACGCUUAAGGAACGUAACAAUAUCGAGGAUGAUUCGCCAGAUAGAAAGAAACUAUUACCUAUUAAAGUUGAGACUGAUAAAAAAAAAAUUAGCAUUGAAAAAAAAAUCUUUGGUGAACUAUUAAGUCGACACAUUUAUCUACUUUGUAAACCGUUCAGAGAACUUUGCAAGGAAGAAGCAGAAGAAUUAUUUAAUAAAAUAGAUAGCAAUACAACCGUUGAAUUGGACCUUUCUACAAAUAUAAUAGAAUAUCUCCAAGAUCUACUUAGCGGUGAUAUUAAAAGUGCAUUGUCUAAGAUAGAAAAACCUCCUAAUGAUGAAAGUCAAUUAUUAUUAUGGGUUAGAGAAGUUUGUCGUCACUUUCUUCUAUACUAUUAUCAUGGUGGCUUACAAGUUGAUGGUAGUGAAAAAACUUGGUCAACACAGACGGUUUAUCGCAUAUUGGAUUUAUUUUCAACUUUUUUCGGGAAAACUAUAUCAGGUAUUGCAUUUGGCGAGAUCAUGAAUGAAGCUCAUAACGAUAGAACAUAUAACAUUAACUAUAGUCAAAAGCCGUCAAAUUACGGAUGUGUAAGCAAAAAUGACGCUGUCUUAUACCAAGAUGAAAUCGCUGCUGUUUUGUAUGAACAAUCGUUUGGUCCUACGGAAUUCACUCUAAACCACCAAUUAGAAGAUUUUGCUAAGCUAGCGCACAAUGGAGUCGAUGAUUUGAACUUUCAUUUUAAUCAAAAUAGAAAUUGUACAACUAAUACGGCUAAAAAAUUUAAGUCUAUAGGGAUCCAUGGUUAUAAACGCUGGCAAUUAGUGAAUAUUGCAAAGUUUGGUGCAAUUCUCGAAAAAUUACUGAUUGAACGACAAAAUAUCAAAGAAGAAAUGUCAAAAGAAAGUAUUCUAAAUAAUCUUGAAACAGAUUAUAUAUAUAGCUGGAUAAAAAUACCAGAUAAUACGCCUAAGAGCAAAAAUAAAAAUUAA
Messenger RNA from Scutellospora calospora, 2871 nucleotides. The record is from the annotation of a GenBank genome assembly. Lineage: Eukaryota; Fungi; Glomeromycota; Glomeromycetes; Diversisporales; Gigasporaceae.